This is a messenger RNA of Hevea brasiliensis (rubber tree), 993 nucleotides long. RefSeq names its product transcription factor DIVARICATA. The coding region runs from base 119 to 802 and encodes 227 amino acids. The transcript is spliced from 2 exons. The record is from RefSeq and is a predicted model, not a curated record. Lineage: Eukaryota; Viridiplantae; Streptophyta; Magnoliopsida; Malpighiales; Euphorbiaceae. Gene Ontology annotation, molecular function: DNA binding.
AAAACUAACCCAAAAUACCAAAACCUCUUUCUCUUUCAGAUAACUACGCACACAACCCUAUAUAAACAUCAGCUCAAAUCUCCUACCAAGCCUAAUCUUCAAGGUAAAAACUCAAACAAUGCAUCCCUACACUCUUUCCUCUUCUCCCAUGACUGGUUGUUGGACUCGCUGUGAUGAUAAGCUCUUUGAAGAGGCUUUGGUUCGUUUUGAGGAGGAAUCACCUGAUCGGUGGAAGAAAAUUGCUAAUUAUAUAAGAAAAUCUGUGCAAGAAGUGACACAACAUUAUGAGGAUCUGGUUCAUGAUGUUAUUGAGAUUGAUUCAGGACGCGUAGAGUUACCCAGUUACAAUGAUGAUUUCAUUGACUCAACGUCAAAUCAGAUUUCCUUUGGCAAUAAAACGAAGCUGGGCGAGACUGAAAGGAAGAAAGGAACGCCGUGGACGGAAGAAGAACACAGGAAAUUUUUAAUUGGACUAAAAAGAUUUGGCAAGGGUGAUUGGAGAAGCAUUUCCAGGAAUGUUGUGGUGACAAGAACACCAACGCAAGUGGCUAGUCAUGCCCAAAAGUACUUCCUACGGCAAAAUUCUGUGAAGAAAGAGAGAAAAAGGUCAAGCAUCCAUGAUAUCACCACCAUCGAUAACAACUCGAGUGUUGUGCCUGUCAAUCAAAAUUGGAUCCCUCCUCCAAGUGCUCCAAUUGCUCCAAUUCACCAACCCUCUGUUUUUCAUGAUAUGCCCCUAGCAAGCCAUAUGCCAAACCAAGGAGGUUCAAUGGGGUAUCAAAACUAUGGCUUCCCUAUGUAGAGUUUCAUUGUAAAAAUGUAAUCUGUAUAUAUUGUAGCUACUUGAUUGAUGUCCAAUUUGUAUAAUUCAUUAGUGUUCUUUUAGUUAUAGCUAAUUAAGAACAAAGUGAAGUGUAUUUAGUAGAUCAUAUACUGACAAUCCUUUGAAAUCUAGAGUGUAGAUUUUAUGAAGUAAAUUCAAUUUAACAACAA